Molecule: messenger RNA, 655 nt
Organism: Populus euphratica (Euphrates poplar)
Lineage: Eukaryota; Viridiplantae; Streptophyta; Magnoliopsida; Malpighiales; Salicaceae
Exons: 3
Coding region: 85-438 (117 amino acids)
Source: RefSeq, a predicted model, not a curated record
CUCAAAACACAAUCAAAGUCCUGGACGAAGCCACUCUGCUGAAACCCAAAAACCCCAGAGCAGCUUUACAAACAGGGAUUCAAGAUGGCAAUGGCAUGGAGGCAGAUAAUCACAAACACGAAAGGGGCAGUUUCAAUCCCAACACAACAAGCAAUUUCUACACCUGGGUUCUCUAGAUUCUUCUCCAAAUCGUCCUCUCGUUACAUCGUGAAAGUUGGAAUUCCAGAGUUUCUAAAUGGAAUAGGGAAAGGAGUUGAAGCCCAUGUGACCAAGCUUGAAUCUGAAAUUGGUGACUUUCACAAACUUCUUGUUACUCGGACUUUAAAGCUCAAGAAACUAGGCAUUCCUUGUCAACAGAGGAAGCUGAUAUUGAAAUAUGCUCACAAGUAUAGGUUGGGGCUGUGGAGGCCUAGAGCUGAACCUGUGAAAGCCAAAUAAAUCUCGGAAUCAUCAGUCAUUGGAGGAUUACAAGGUGUUUGUCGUUAACAUUCAUGCAUGCAAUUACGGUUGCAAAGAGUUUAGGUUUCAUGAAAUGUGCAAUCUUUUUUCGUAUCUGUCAAACAGUUUAGUGUAAAAAGUAGGUUUGUAUUAGCACAAGAUGCGGUGAACUUGGCGUGGCAAAACAGGUUGGCUGAUGAUAGCCCGCACUUGUCCU